Molecule: messenger RNA, 1303 nt
Organism: Poecilia reticulata (guppy)
Lineage: Eukaryota; Metazoa; Chordata; Actinopteri; Cyprinodontiformes; Poeciliidae
Source: RefSeq, a predicted model, not a curated record
AUGGUUGGGGGUACUGUGGUGGCGCAGAGGCAAAGAACGACCCACAUUACAACCGGAAGUCGUGGUUUAUCGCCGGUCAGUUUGACAGCCGUGGCCGCCGGUGAUCAUCCACGGUUUCUCCAGGACAGACUCCGACCUCGCAGCUCCUCCGGGACACGUCCGACCGGCCUCGGGGCUGACUCUGGCUCUGUGGACCCCCCGCGGUCCUCCACCUGCCCCGGCGUCCUCCUCCGCUCCGACCCGCUCCCAGUCUGCGGGGUUAGCAGCUUUUUAGCAUCUGCAGGCAGCGUCUCCUCCGGCUGUUUUUACGUCUGCUCCUCUGACCAGGAGGUUUCGGCUCCGGCUCUGGAGGCUUUGGACCCGGAGAAUAAACAGACGCAUUUACAUUCAGACGGCGUGGCUGGCUGCUGGAAGGCUGCGGAGCCUGAACGACCUGCAGCCGCAGCUGCAGCAGCAGCAGCAGAUCUACUGGUGCCACACGGAGGUUUUCUGGAAAGGCUGACCUUCAGCAUUCCUGGAAAGAUUCACAAAUACCCACAUGGAUGUCUGAUAAUCGAUCUCCUGACUUUACUGGAAGCCUGGAGUUUCAUGAGCGACUGGUUACUGGUAGACCUGCGUCUGUACAGGCGAGUUGGGCAAAGUGGACACUCUGAGAUUUCUAACAUCGCCGCUGCUCAAUGAACACCAGGCACAGCUGGAGAAAACAAUUAAAUUAGUGCAUCAAAUGAAGCUUAGCACACAUAAAACCAGACGCACGCAGUCCCGCUGAAGGACAGAUGCUGCCCCCACCCCGCCUCGCAUCAUCCUCUCAAAUCCAGCCGCAGGGAAGAUGAGAUUUGGAUCCGACCGAUUUGUUCGCUCACUCGCUGCUUCGUUCCUGGCCAAAACGUCGGAAGUGUCGCUGUGAGGCGCCGCUGCAGUGAGCAUGAUCUACUGCUACCGCUGUGCUUUCCAGUUUUUCCCCCCAUGGGGACAAAGAUGAAGAGAAUCUGAACUACUUUGGAUCUUAUGUGAGGAGAUUUGAGCUAAAAAAAAAAUACUCAAAAAUAUCGAGGCGUGUAGAGAACCCAAAAAUUGUACCCAAAUAAGAGUAAAAAGUAAAAAGUAUCCGUCCAAGACAUUACGCAAGUAAAAGUAAGUAAAGUAUUUGGUAAAAAGUCUGCUUAGGUGCUGAGAAACCCAUAAAAAAUGAUUUAAUGUAAAGAAGAUCAUCAUCAAACAGACCAAGUGGAAAUGUUGGUAUUGUAAAAAUCAAAAUAUCAAUAAUUCAUAUAAAUAACAUUACAAAAUCAGGUAGAAGAAA